This is a messenger RNA of Dovyalis caffra, 471 nucleotides long. The record is from the annotation of a GenBank genome assembly. Lineage: Eukaryota; Viridiplantae; Streptophyta; Magnoliopsida; Malpighiales; Salicaceae.
AUGGUGGAUCUUCAGACUACUGUAUGUUGCAUGUGCGGCGACGUUGGUUUUCCUGACAAACUCUUCCGUUGCAACAAAUGCCGCAACCGUUUUCAACACUUGUAUUGUAGCAACUACUACAGCGAAUUUUCAGAGCCAAUUGAACUUUGUAAUUGGUGUCAAAGUGAAGAGAGAGAUGCGAGAGAUGGAAACUCUUCAAAGAAAUCAGGAGCUGGACAAGAUAGUGGAAUACUAGUCUCAAAACGAUCAGAGUAUUCAGGUGAUCAAAAAAUCAAACAACAUGAUCGCGAAGAAACUAGCACUACUAGUAGUGAUCAAAAGGGAAAGAACCCAAGUGGGAUUCCUUCUCCAAGGCCCACUACACGCAGGUACAAGCUUCUGAAGGAUGGUUUUGUAUCUGUCAUAGCUGCAGUGUUCUUGGGGGAGUUGCACCUCCUCGUUUGCUUUGUUGAGUCUCUUAAGGAGUAUUGA